AUGGAUUCACAAUCAUCAGUGACUGUGAAUGGGGUGACUAAGAAUCCUCAUGACGAGAAGCCUGAGAAGUUCAAGGGAAUUGACUUCAAGAGAUGGCAACAGAAGAUGUUGUUUUAUCUCACAACCAUGAAUCUGGCACAUGUUGUCAGAGAGGAGGCUCCCAAAUCAGGAGAAAUUCCAAUGUCUAAGGAAACAAUGAUGACCAUUGAGGCUUGGAAACAAUCUGAUUUCCUGUGCAGAAACUACAUCCUUAACAGGCUUGAUGAUACUCUGUAUGACAUUUAUUCGUCAUACAAUUCUGCAAAGGAAGUUUGGGAAUUACUUGAGAAAAAAUACAAAACAGAAGAUGCUGGUGCCAAAAAGUUCGUGAUUGGCAAAUUUCUCAAGUAUGCCAUGGUUGAUUCGAAGACUGUUAUUAAACAGGUUGAAGAACUUCAAAUUCUGAUCCAUGAUUUGCUUGCAGAGGGGUGCUCUAUUAAUGAACAAUUCCAGGUUGGAGCAAUCAUAGAGAAACUGCCUCCAUCAUGGAAAGACUUCAAAAUUUACUUGAAGCACAAGCGCAGAGAGAUGUCUAUGGAGGAUCUGAUUUUGAGGUUUCGAGUUGAGGAGGAUCACAGGAAAGGUGACAAGGGUGAAGUGCCUGUCAUGGAAGCCAAAGCCAAUGUCGUUGAGACAUCAAAGCCAAAAUUCCAGAAUAACAAGGGCAAGAAAGUUGCAAAGAACUAUGGCAAAACUCAUGCACCAAAAGGCAAGGGUUUCAAGAAAAUCAAAGGUGCUUGCUGGGUAUGUGAAAAACCAGGGCAUAAAGCACAAGAUUGCCGCCACCGAAGAGACCAAAAUCCAACCAAUCCUCAAGCCAACGUGACUGAAGUCAAUGAACAUUUUGUGGCUGUAGUGUCUGAAACCAAUCUGGUUUCUGAUACUAAGGACUGGUGGGUUGAUACAGGUGCUACUAGGCACAUUUGUGGUGACAGAAAUCUGUUCACUGAUUACAAACAGAAUUCUAGUGGUGAGAAACUGUACAUGGGAAAUGCCUCUGCAUCUGCAGUUGAAGGCAAAGGCAGUGUGCUGCUGAAGUUCACUUCUGGGAAGGUUUUAACCCUUUUGGAUGUGCUGCAUGUUCCUGAAAUUAGGAAGAACUUAGUGUCUGGCCCAAUUCUUAGUAAGAAGGGUUUCAAACUUGUAUUUGAAUCUGACAAGUUCAUCCUAACCAAAGGAGGGCUGUUUGUAGGAAAGGGUUACCUUGCUGAUGGCUUGUUCAAACUCAACGUAACUGGCAAUGAUGCUUUUAAUAAUAAUAUAAAUAAGGUUCCCGUUUACUUUGCUGAGUCUUCUAAUAUUUGGCAUGCUAAAUUAGGUCAUAAUCCAAGUUUUCUAGGCAAACCUUUAAAUCUGUUCAAGGAAGAUCAAAUGAAUUACUUGGAUUAA
This is a messenger RNA of Prunus armeniaca (apricot), 1428 nucleotides long. The record is from the annotation of a GenBank genome assembly. Lineage: Eukaryota; Viridiplantae; Streptophyta; Magnoliopsida; Rosales; Rosaceae.